Molecule: messenger RNA, 3779 nt
Organism: Dreissena polymorpha
Lineage: Eukaryota; Metazoa; Mollusca; Bivalvia; Myida; Dreissenidae
Exons: 5
Coding region: 373-3411 (1012 amino acids)
Biological process (GO): cell surface receptor protein tyrosine kinase signaling pathway
Cellular component (GO): cytoplasm
Source: RefSeq, a predicted model, not a curated record
CGUGUUUGCGCGUCAACGCCGUGGGAGUGAAUUCUGACACGUGCUAUUUCAUACUCAAGUGACUUAACGAUGAAAUGUUAAUUGCAGACGACAUAUGAAAGUUUUCGUGCAUGUCAGACAAUGUGCGAGAUACAUGGAUGAAUACUGUACUUCAUUGGGAUACUAUUUUGUUGAUAUUUUAUAAGUUAACUUCUAGUUCAAAUUUCCCUUACAUAUACGGUUACGGUCUUUUAGUGAACGCAUAGCAUACCUUUUUAUUUACGAUAGAUUGAAGUAGAUGCUGUGUUAAGCAUGGUGACUAUUUAACGAAGCUUCGAACCUUGGGGUAGAUUUGUACGCCGGAAUUUGUGUUUGUGGAGCCUGGACGCGGAAAUGGGACAACUAAGUCUCACGUCACUUACGACGAAUCGUAAGAGAGUGCCUUCUUUUGGACGUUUAAACAGACUUAGUCUGGUUAGGAGAUCUCGGAAUGAUUCGUUCAAGCGGCGCACAAGGGCGACUUGCUCGCUGCUAUUUACGCUUACAAACACAAUGACGGAUGGGGGAGUGCAGCUAAGUGGCUACAUCGACAUCAAACAGCCCGCCAAGGUCAAGGGCAGGAAACUCAAGUCAUGGAAGAAAAAGUGGGUCAUUUUGCAAGAAAUGUCCAUCCGGUCCGCCGGCGGUCGGUCGGCAGCCAAAGUGGACGUUUAUGCCGACGAGAAGACGUCACAAUCGUCGCCGGCCGACAAACACACGUUCAUACUGGAGUUCGUGACGGAAGUGCGGACGGCGAAGUCGAAGACCCGAGACCACGCCUUUGAGGUUGUGGAGCGCGAGCCGGUUCUGCUGUUUUCAGGGGCGACGGAAACGGAGUCACAGACCUGGGUUUCGGCGCUCAUGAAAAUCUUUUGGCCUGAAAAGAAAAAAAUCGGUGACUGCUUUGCAGUGGCUAUUCUAUCGAACGAGCACACGCGGCGUCUCGUGCUGCACGGGGAGUUUCUGAUGACAGUGAGCACCGAGAGCCUCUCCAUCCGGUCUGAGGCCCACAACUCGUAUGAGUGGUCCCUCAGCACACUCAAGCGCUUCCACGUGGAAAAGGACGCCGUGAAACCGGAAGUAGAACUUCUCGUCAUUGAAUCCGGACCGAAAUCCGAAAGCGGUGAAGCAGUAUUCAAAUUUACCGCUGACAACGUCGGGAAAAUUCUGGAUUCAAUCAAACAGAAUAUUUUCCUCGCCAUGAAGCAGAAACAAUCAAAAUCAAACGUGUCCCCUAAACUUCGUUCUGCAGUGACCAGUCAGUCAAGUACGGAAAGUGAUCUCAGACCACGCGCUGAUACGAGCUCCAGCGUGGAACAACGUUUUAAAGAACUACUGGAAAACAAUACAUCGGGAUCCAAACUUCUGCCCGGUACAAUGACUGAGUCGCGACAAGCCUCCGAGGUCAUGCCAGAAGUUGACGAUGGGACGCCACCGGCGCUACCAAAGAAGAAGAAAUCCAUCGUGACGUUUAACCAGUCACUGAUCUCCAACUUAAAACCAACAGUUGACCUUUUGUCAACCCCGAAUGAACUAGCAGCCAAUGACAACGAUAGUUCCGACUAUAACAAAAUUGAGCUGAACACUCCGAACAAAUCCAAGCCAUUUGUGAACAUCGUAAGUGCAUUCACAAUUGCUAAUACAGACAUUGGAACAACAAGAGUGCUUCUUGAUGAACGCGGGUACAGUCACGUAGACAUAUGCGACCGAAAGCCGGUCGUCGUUGACAGUGAAAAGGGUCGCUCAGUGUCCAACGUAUCCUCUCAUUCUUCCGUUUCAUUCCGCUCCGUGUCCGUAGGAUCCCGUGACUCCGGGAUUGUGAACACCGGAGCUGAUAAUGUGAACUCGGAGCUCACUGAGAAAGGGAGACACUCACAUCGUUCGACGAACUCGUUCGAUAGCGCAGUGUCAACAUCGUCAGCAAUGGACCAGAUAGAUAUGUCAAAAGCUUUUGUGUCCACAAGUUCGAAUUUGACUGUAGAGAUUGAAGAAAUUGAAGUAACUGCUUCCGAAUUAGAGGCGUCACAUUACGGCGAAAUCGACGAUGAGUAUCUCCAGAAAGAGACAUUAAAGGGAGAAAACCUUUAUGCUGAUAUUCCAGCGGGUUAUAAGGGUUCAGAGAAAAUGAUCAAGAAGCGCAAUUCUGCUGGAAACAUGAAGGUGUCUUCUAACGACUAUGAAGACAUUAAAAAUGUUGUACGGAAGAAAAAUCUCGUGAAGCAUCUCGGAAUGGACCCGGCGGUAGAUCCUUCAUCCGUGGCUCCAUCACUUCCGGAAAGGCCGGCGUCCAAUCGUCUGCGACGUAAGAAUUACUCGACGGACAAAAAGCGGUUUACGCUGCCAUUUAGAAUCAAGCGAGAUAAGAAAACGCGCGACAGGGCGCCGAGUAUUUCCUCUUCGUCAUCCGGUGGGUCAGAGACGACCGACAAAAAUGCUGAGUUGACAUUAAAAGCGUGGCCGCUUGGAAAUAGGUCCACCAUUGUAGACAACGAGGAACUGUAUCAUCCAAUAGCCAUUCAGCGGUUCUUAACGGACGAUGACGGAACUGUUGGAUCGAAGAAGAGGGAACGCAGUUGUUCACUGAACUUAAAUAGUGAUAUAGCACUGAAGAGGCCAUCGGUUGGUUCUACAAACAAAGAGAACACCGUUUGGAAACAUAAUCGUAACGGGUCCAUGCAGAUAGACACGUUAAGUUAUGAUCGAGAAAUCUCGAUGUUGAAUAAAACCGACAUUAAUGGAGGCGAUCUGUCGCUUAUGCCAGAUCUGCUGAUCCGAAACAAUCAGAAUGAUACUGGUUCGGGAUUCAAUGCAACGUCAAUAGAUAACAGCUUUCGUUAUGAUUAUGACGACGAACCAAUCUAUGCGGAAGUAGAACCGACCUGUAGAUCAUCCGGUGAUAUUUCAGAAAACCCGUUCCCGAAUCUGACCACGUGGUUACCUCAUGACGUCAGCGAUGUAGCGGAAGUCAGCGAACUUAACGAAACUGUGUUCGAAAAUCAGACGUUAGUGGUAACUAAACAAGGACGCGAUUUAUUCAAUCAAGGCUUUGUGUGCGAAGAAGUUGACAAGGAAAGCGAACGAACGCUUGUGAAUGACUCUUUGAUAUCCAGUGAUAAUGUAUUAAUAGAUAUUUCGAUGUCAGAUGGUUCCCAACAUAACACGGUUGCUUUUGAUAUUUUUACUCUUGGCAUUUGGUCAAAUAUGUUAAGCUCUCAACCUUUGAUUCCGUUGUCAACGAAUGUAAAUAAUAAUCUUUCACAGUCAGUGUCGCAUAAUUUAUUACAUGUGCAAUUAACUGAAAGCGAAAGUACAACUGCGCAAGCGCAAGGUGAUGUGUACAUGGAUAUGAGUGCCUGCAAAAAUGAAAGUAUAUAUGUUAUGCCUUCAAAGUAAAUUAAUCAUCGGAACUGGAAAGUGCUAAUAAUAAACACAUUAAAAUCAUCAUUUGACACGUAUUAUAAGAAUGCGAUAGUGUUUGUUUAAUCUGUAAUAUGAUAAAGUUAUUUUUAAUGAUGAAUGCACAAUAAUUGCCUUUUUGUGUAUCAAUACUAGAUGUUUACUUAUGCGUUGUUUUUGAUAUUUUAAUGCAAUUACAGAAAUGCUAAUAUUGUACAUAUAUAUGAACAUAAUCAACAAUUUUGAUUAUUUAAAUUAUUUUAUAGAACGGAUAGUCUUAUGCGAAUCUAGAACCUAUCACGUGCCAAAAUAUACCAUUGUUGAAACUAUUUACACAAUGUUAUGCAAUAAAACAUGAAAAUCAG